AUGAGACACCAAGACUUACCGAGCAUCAAUGUUGCUGUUCGUCUUAUGGGGGACUAUGGAGAUGCCCACGAGCACCCCGACCCCAACCCCCACCUCGGUUACAAAGGGUCGACCGAUGGCCGCGCGCAGCGGGAGAUGUCCACCUUCAUCGAAAGUAAGGACGACAAUGGUUUCGAGAUCGUCAUUUCAGUGGAGGAUGAUCCUUCCCUGGACGAGUGGAUUUAUGAUGAAUUCUGCCUAGAAUUUCAACUUCUCGUCGAUGGCAGUCACAUGGGCAAGCGAAACGUGAAGGCUUGCAACCUGCGACGCAAUGGUAGAAGCUACACAUAUACUACACAGUUCAUUGGCGCCAAAGGGCCCGGGCGUGACCCUUACCAGAAAGAGCUUCGAAGGUUUGUAUUCUCUUCGCUCACCACCGGCUUUAUCCCCGGUACCAGGGACCGACAGCAAGACGGUCGCGACAACACGUAUAAGCAGACGGAUCACAGGAUCAGUACCAGCGGGUAUCCGUAUUCCGAGAUCUCCGAAGAAGCUCUGAAAGGAAGAGCACUCUCGCACAGCACAUCCUAUGCCAUACCGGAGGACAUUACGGGCCAUGGGGACGGAAGGCGUCCUCGGACUCGAAUCGUGGAUCGUGGCCGCCCGGUGAUGUCUUACCUAUUCAAGUACCGAUCCAUGGAGGGCCUCAAGAAGGAAGGAGUCGUGCAACGAACUCCUCCCCCCGACUACGAUGACGCAGUUCCGAAGAUGGAGUCACUACCACAGCACGAGAUUGAACGUCUAGCUCGCGUAAAGCUGAUACAGAUGAAGCGAGACCAUGACAGACAACGCGAGCCGCUGACGAAUUUGGGAACCAACGAGGCGGCGCGGCGCGGCGGCAAACGGCACAUUGACGAAGUAUACAGCCUGAAUGAGGAGGUUGAAGGAGGUCGACCUAGAAAGAUCUUUCGCAUGGACCCCUCGAUACCCGUCAUUGACUUGACCGACGAAUGA
Messenger RNA from Verticillium nonalfalfae, 993 nucleotides. RefSeq lists its product as uncharacterized. Bases 1 to 993 code for a protein of 330 amino acids. The record is from RefSeq and is a predicted model, not a curated record. Lineage: Eukaryota; Fungi; Ascomycota; Sordariomycetes; Glomerellales; Plectosphaerellaceae. The transcript is spliced from 6 exons.